AGGCGAUGCCCGAGCACGGCUGGAAGGCGCCGAGCGGAGGCGAUCUGAGCCUCCAGCCGGGGCAGCGGGGCCGGGGCCGGCGCCGGUGAAGAGCACGGUUUCCUCCGGGCGGAUUCCUCCCCCGGAGCAUCCCCGUCCGCGGCCGCGGGCGCAGCGUCCCCCGGGCGGGGGCGCCGAGGAGGAACAUGGAGCCGGGACCCCCCGAUCGCGCGGGCCGCCCGCAGCCGGCGGGGCCCCGGAGGGCGCGGGCUGGGGCUGGGGCUGCGGGCGGCGGGGGCGCCUCCCUCUGGCCGCCGGCCGGGGGCCGCUGGCUGCUGCGCUACGGCUUCCUCUACCUGGCGCUGUGCGCGCAGGUGUCCCGGUGCAAGCCGUGCGACCGGACCGGCUCCUGCUUCUCCGGCCGCUGUGUCAACGCCACCUGCCUGUGCGAGCCCGGCUGGGUGGGGGACCAGUGCCAGCACUGCCAGGGCAGGUUCAAGUUAACAGAACCUUCUGGAUAUUUAACAGAUGGUCCAAUUAACUAUAAGUAUAAAACUAAAUGUACAUGGCUAAUUGAAGGCUAUCCAAAUGCAGUGUUAAGAUUAAGAUUCAAUCAUUUUGCUACAGAAUGUAGCUGGGAUCACAUGUAUGUUUAUGAUGGAGAUUCUAUAUAUGCACCUUUAAUAGCUGUACUUAGUGGUUUGAUAGUCCCUGAGAUCCGGGGAAAUGAGAGCGUGCCUGAAGUCGUUACAACGUCUGGCUACGCACUGUUACAUUUCUUUAGUGAUGCUGCAUACAACCUCACCGGCUUCAACAUUUUCUAUUCAAUCAACUCGUGUCCCAACAAUUGCUCUGGCCACGGGAAGUGUACAGCGAGCGCCUCCGUUCCCAGCCAGGUGUACUGCGAAUGCGAUAAGUACUGGAAGGGCGAGGCCUGCGACAUCCCCUACUGUAAGGCCAACUGCGGCAGCCCCGACCACGGGUACUGUGACCUCACAGGGGAAAAGCUGUGUGUCUGCAAUGACAGCUGGCAAGGUCCUGAUUGUUCUUUGAAUGUUCCUUCCACCGAGUCCUACUGGGUUCUGCCCAAUGUCAAACCCUUCAGUCCUUCCGUAGGCCGGGCUUCCCAUAAAGCAGUCUUACAUGGGAAGUUCAUGUGGGUGAUUGGUGGAUACAGUUUUAACUACAGUUCUUACCAAAUGGUCCUGAAUUACAACUUAGAAAACAGUAUAUGGAAUGUGGGAACUCUGUCCAGGGGCCCGCUCCAGAGGUAUGGGCACUCUCUGGCUUUGUAUCAGGAAAACAUCUUCAUGUAUGGAGGCAGAAUUGAAACCAGCGAAGGCAAUGUCACAGAUGAGUUGUGGAUUUUUAACAUUCACAGUCAGUCCUGGAGCACAAAAACGCCCACUGUUCUCGGGCACGGGCAGCAGUACGCUGUGGAGGGGCACUCGGCACACAUCAUGGAGCUGGACAGCAGAGAUGUUGUCAUGAUCAUAAUAUUUGGAUAUUCUGCAAUCUAUGGUUAUUCAAGCAGCGUACAGGAAUACCAUAUCUCAUCCAACACUUGGCUUGUUUCAGAAACUAAAGGCGCUAUUGUUCAAGGUGGUUAUGGUCAUACCAGUGUGUAUGAUGAAAUAACGAAGUCCAUUUAUGUUCAUGGAGGUUAUAAAGCAUUACCAGGCAACAAGUAUGGAUUGGUGGAUGAUCUUUAUAAGUAUGAAGUGAACACUAAGACUUGGACUAUUUUGAAAGAAAGUGGGUUUGCCAGAUACCUUCAUUCAGCUGUUCUUAUCAAUGGAGCUAUGCUUAUUUUUGGAGGAAAUACCCAUAAUGACACUUCCUUGAGUAACGGUGCAAAAUGUUUUUCUGCCGAUUUCCUGGCAUAUGACAUAGCUUGUGAUGAAUGGAAAAUAUUACCAAAACCAAAUCUUCAUAGAGAUGUCAACAGAUUUGGACACUCUGCAGUUGUCAUUAAUGGGUCCAUGUAUAUAUUUGGAGGAUUUUCCAGUGUACUCCUCAAUGAUAUCCUUGUGUACAAGCCUCCAAAUUGCAAGGCUUUUAGAAAUGAAGAACUUUGUAAAAAUGCUGGUCCAGGGAUAAAAUGUAUUUGGAAUAAAAAUUAUUGUGAAUCUUGGGAAUCUGGGAAUACGAAUAAUAUUCUUAGAGCAAAGUGCCCUCCUAAAACAGCUGCUUCUGAGGACAGGUGUUACCGAUACGCAGACUGUGCCAGCUGCACUGCCAACACCAACGGGUGCCAGUGGUGUGAUGACAAGAAGUGCAUUUCAGCCCACAGCAACUGCAGCGUGUCUGUGAAAAACUACACCAAAUGCCAUGUGAGAAACGAGCAGAUUUGCAACAAACUCACCAGCUGUAAAAGCUGUUCACUAAACUUGAAUUGCCAGUGGGAUCAGAGACAACAGGAAUGCCAGGCUCUACCAGCUCAUCUUUGUGGAGAAGGAUGGAAUCAUAUUGGAGAUGCUUGUCUCAGAAUUAAUACCAGUAGAGAAAGCUACGAUAAUGCAAAACUUUAUUGCUAUAAUCUUAGUGGAAACCUUGCUUCAUUAACGUCUUCAAAAGAAGUUGAAUUUGUUCUGGAUGAAAUACAAAAAUAUACACAACAGAAAGUAUCACCUUGGGUUGGCUUGCGCAAGAUCAACAUAUCCUACUGGGGCUGGGAAGACAUGUCGCCCUUUACAAACACAACCCUGCAGUGGCUCCCUGGAGAGCCCAACGAUUCUGGGUUCUGUGCCUACCUAGAGAGGGCUGCAGUGGCGGGCUUAAAGGCGAACCCGUGUACGUCGAUGGCGGACGGCCUUGUCUGCGAAAAGCCUGUUGUGAGUCCGAACCAGAAUGCAAGGCCCUGCAAGAUGCCGUGCUCCCUGCGGACCUCGUGUUCCAACUGCACCAGCAACGGCAUGGAGUGCAUGUGGUGCAGCAGCACCAGGCGCUGCGUGGACUCCAACGCGUACAUCAUCUCCUUCCCGUACGGGCAGUGCCUGGAGUGGCAGACGGCCACCUGCUCCCCUCAGAAUUGCUCUGGGCUGAGAACCUGUGGGCAGUGCCUGGAGCAGCCGGGGUGUGGCUGGUGCAAUGACCCCAGUAACACGGGAAGAGGACACUGCAGCGAGGGCUCUUCCCGGGGACCCAUGAAGCUCCUGGGAACGCACAGCAGCGAGAUGGUUCUCGACUCCAGCCUUUGUCCCAAAGAGAAGAACUACGAGUGGUCCUUUAUCCAGUGUCCAGCUUGCCAGUGUAAUGGACACAGCACUUGCAUCAAUAACAAUGUGUGCGAGCAGUGUAAAAAUCUGACCACAGGAAAGCAGUGUCAGGACUGCAUGCCAGGCUAUUAUGGAGAUCCCACCAAUGGAGGACAGUGCACAGCUUGUACAUGCAGCGGCCAUGCGAACAUCUGCCACAUGCAUACGGGAAAAUGCUUCUGCACCACCAAAGGGAUAAAAGGUGACCAGUGCCAACUAUGUGACUCUGAAAACCGCUAUGUUGGCAAUCCACUUAGAGGAACAUGCUAUUACAGUCUUCUGAUCGACUACCAGUUUACCUUCAGCCUCCUGCAGGAGGACGACCGCCACCACACUGCCAUCAACUUCAUAGCAAACCCAGAACAGUCUAACAAAAACCUGGAUAUUUCCAUUAAUGCCUCAAACAACUUUAAUCUCAACAUUACUUGGUCAGUUGGUUCAACAGAAUCAAUGAAAAACAUAUCCUCAGCUGGAACAAUAUCUGGGGAGGAGACCCCUAUAGUUUCCAAGACUAACGUGAAGGAAUACAGAGAUAGUUUUUCCUAUGAAAAAUUUAACUUCAGAAGCAAUCCUAACAUUACCUUCUAUGUGUACGUCAGCAACUUUUCCUGGCCUAUUAAGAUACAGAUUGCAUUUUCACAACACAAUACAAUCAUGGAUCUUGUGCAGUUCUUUGUCACCUUCUUCAGUUGUUUUUUGUCCUUAUUAUUGGUGGCUGCCGUGGUCUGGAAGAUCAAGCAGACGUGCUGGGCUUCUCGCCGGAGAGAGCAACUGCUUCGAGAACGACAGCAGAUGGCCAGCCGUCCCUUUGCUUCUGUGGACGUAGCCCUGGAAGUGGGAGCUGAGCAAGCAGACAUUCUGCGAGGGCCAUUAGAGGGGCCACCCAAACCCAUAGCCAUUGAACCGUGUGCUGGGAACAGAGCUGCUGUCCUGACUGUGUUCCUCUGCCUCCCGCGAGGAUCAUCAGGCGCCCCUCCCCCCGGACAGUCAGGCCUUGCAAUUGCCAGUGCCCUAGUAGAUAUUUCACAACAGAAGCCUUCGGAUAGCAAAGACAAGACGUCAGGCGUGCGGAACCGGAAACACCACCUCUCAACGCGCCAAGGAACUUGCGUCUGAGGAGCAGGGAGUCCUCCGGAUCCGUUGUGCUGUUUCACCUCUUACAUGGCUCCCCUAUGGCCUCGAGUUGUCUGCAGACAAAACUCCUCGUGGUCCCAGGACCCAAGUACAGUUCCCUCCAAGUGGGCAAUGACCCAAGUGGCCAAAGAAUGUUCACGAGUUUUCUAGAAGCAACAGUAUUGAAGGUCAUGGAUGAGAAAGUCAUUUUUUAUGACUCUCUUAGGCUUAUCCUAGAUAACUUUAAAUUUCUCUGGAAAAAAAAUGUAUAUUGUUUCUUAAUGCAGAUGAAAAAUAUGUAAUUCGUAUAAACCAAACUGUUUAUAUCCCAAGACAUUAAAGAAAGACAUUUUAUAAUGCCUGAA
Molecule: messenger RNA, 4714 nt
Organism: Pipistrellus kuhlii (Kuhl's pipistrelle)
Lineage: Eukaryota; Metazoa; Chordata; Mammalia; Chiroptera; Vespertilionidae
Gene: ATRNL1
Product: attractin like 1
Exons: 30
Coding region: 186-4352 (1388 amino acids)
Cellular component (GO): Golgi apparatus
Molecular function (GO): protein binding
Source: RefSeq, a predicted model, not a curated record